Eucalyptus grandis is the source of this 648-nucleotide messenger RNA. RefSeq lists its product as uncharacterized. Lineage: Eukaryota; Viridiplantae; Streptophyta; Magnoliopsida; Myrtales; Myrtaceae. The transcript has a single exon. Bases 1 to 648 code for a protein of 215 amino acids. The record is from RefSeq and is a predicted model, not a curated record. Gene Ontology annotation, molecular function: nucleic acid binding; RNA-DNA hybrid ribonuclease activity.
AUGGUCUUGUGGAACAUCCGGAAGGCGAGAAAUGGCUGGAUUUUUCGCGCGAAGGAACCCAAACCAGCAGAUCUGUUGAUCAUAGCACAAGAACAACAGAUUUCUUUCAGCAGAGGGAAACCACAUAGACAUGAACGAACACUUAAUCGACAGAAACAUGCUUACUGGACGACUCCGGAAGGCCAAGAUCUGAAGUUAAACGUGGACGCGGCAUGGAUCCCAGGCGAAUUCCUUUGUUCUGUCGCGGGCGUGCUGCGAGAUUCGGAUGGAAGAACCCUCGACGGCUUUGCGGCCACAGGUAGGGUUUCUUCGGCAAGUGAAGCGGAAGCAGAGGCCAUUUUACACGGUUUGAAACAUAUGCACGAACUGCAGUUGCUGCACGUGGGGAACAGUGGAAGUCGAACUGGGAAGUGCUUUAUCGAAAGUGACUGCUCUCCUGUUGUAGAAAUGGUGAUGGGCCGGGCCGAAACUCCAUGGAACCUAAAAGAAAUCGUGAAGCAAUGCAGGAAUGGGCUAAAUCAGAAUAAGAACAUCACGGUAAUUCAUUGUCCACGCCAAGCAAACGCUGCAGCGGAUUGGAUCGCGAGGAAUCACCGGCUUCGUACUCUCCCCGGUAAUUGGAUGCUAUCUCCCCCUUUCCUCUCAUGA